Molecule: messenger RNA, 1419 nt
Organism: Tripterygium wilfordii
Lineage: Eukaryota; Viridiplantae; Streptophyta; Magnoliopsida; Celastrales; Celastraceae
Product: glutamine synthetase cytosolic isozyme 1-1
Exons: 12
Coding region: 98-1159 (353 amino acids)
Cellular component (GO): cytoplasm
Molecular function (GO): glutamine synthetase activity
Source: RefSeq, a predicted model, not a curated record
CACGUCUCUCGGAGGUGGGUGCAAUUUCUCUCAAAAGCACAUUUGCUUGAGUGGGAACAUUCUCUACCUUGCAGAAGCUUCUAUUUGUAGAAAAACCAUGUCUCUGCUUUCGGAUCUCGUCAACUUGAAUCUCACAGACACCACUGAGAAGAUCAUCGCUGAGUACAUAUGGAUUGGUGGAUCUGGAAUGGACCUUAGAAGCAAGGCCAGGACUCUAUCUGGACCAGUGACUGAUCCUUCAAAGCUUCCAAAGUGGAACUAUGAUGGAUCAAGCACCGGACAAGCUCCUGGGGAAGACAGUGAAGUGAUCUUAUACCCCCAAGCAAUAUUCAAGGAUCCAUUCAGGAGGGGGAACAACAUUUUGGUUAUGUGUGAUGCUUAUACUCCUGCUGGAGAACCAAUUCCAACGAAUAAGAGGUACAAUGCUGCAAAAAUAUUCAGCCAUCCUGAUGUUGCUAAAGAGGAACCUUGGUAUGGUAUAGAGCAAGAAUACACCCUACUGCAAAAGGACACAAAAUGGCCUCUUGGCUGGCCUGUUGGUGGUUAUCCUGGACCUCAGGGGCCAUACUAUUGUGGUGUUGGUGCUGAUAAGGCCAUGGGCCGUGAUAUUGUGGAUUCUCACUAUAAGGCAUGCCUCUAUGCCGGCAUCAACAUCAGCGGCAUAAAUGGUGAAGUGAUGCCUGGACAGUGGGAGUUCCAGGUGGGUCCUGCUGUUGGCAUCUCUGCCGGAGAUGAAUUGUGGGUGGCUCGGUACAUCCUGGAGAGGAUUACCGAGAUAGCUGGUGUGGUCCUUACAUUUGACCCUAAACCUAUCCAGGGUGACUGGAAUGGUGCUGGUGCCCACACAAACUACAGCACCAAGUCCAUGAGGAACGAUGGAGGAUUCGAGGUCAUUAAAAAGGCCAUUGGAAAGCUUCAAUUGAGGCACAAGGAACACAUUGCUGCUUAUGGAGAAGGCAAUGAGCGCCGCCUGACUGGACGACAUGAAACUGCUGACAUCAACACCUUCUCAUGGGGCGUGGCGAAUCGUGGAGCCUCUGUUAGAGUUGGCAGAGAGACCGAACAGAAUGGCAAAGGCUAUUUCGAGGAUCGGAGGCCUGCUUCAAACAUGGAUCCAUAUGUUGUCACCUCCAUGAUCGCGGAGACAACCAUCCUCUAGAAACCACGAGAGGGCAAGGCAAAACCAAUCCCAUCUUAGUUGAUUUGAUUCCACCCAUUUCAGUAGGAGAAAGCAUCCACUAUUCGUGCCCUUCUUUUUCGUCCACUGUGAUCUGCAAGUCUUCUCGUUGACCCUUUUGUGGUAUUUUUCUUUCUUUUACUUUAUAAUUCCAUGAUAAUAAACAGGAGAAGGGCAUAUCAUUGCCAGGGACAAAUGUGUGUUGCACUUAAUAAUUAGUCAUCUGUUUUAUUUUUUUUUUU